AUGGCAGUGCGCUCUAAUAGACAGAUUUUGACACAAGGUCAAAAGUAUGUCAGCAAACAAAGUAAAAAAUUUGGUACAGAGGAAUUAAAUUUCGACAAAGAUUCCAGACUAGAAUAUUUAACUGGGUUUCAUAUGAGAAAAUUACUAAGGCAAAAAAAGGCACAAGAAUUUAUAAAAGAGCAGGAAAGGCUGGCUAAAAUUGAAGAAAGGAAAAAAGUCCGUCAAGAGAGAAGAGAAGUUUUUGAGAAACAGUUAAGUGAUUUUAAGGAAAGCUUAGAUAUUGAAUCAACCAUUAAAGAUCAAAUUGAAGUAGAUGAGGAAGGAUUUACUAAAAUACACAAUGCUGAAGAAGAUGAUAUGGAAGAAGAGUGGACAGGUUUUAAUUCUGAUUCAGACUCAAAGGAGGAUGAGAAAGACGAAGUUAAACCAAUUCUUAAAAAAAAUAUAAUAGGAGAAGAUACAUAUGAUAAUGAUGUUACUGUAGAGAUUGAAUCCUUAGAACCCAAUGAAAAUUUUGAAUAUUUAGCUCGCUUGAAUAAUGUCAGAUUAGAGAAAUCAGAAAAAGUUCUUGACGCAAGCAUAACAAGGGCAAAGAAAUAUGCAAAGUUUCUUGGUAUGGCUAAUGGUGAAGAAGAAGAAGAAGAAGAUAGUAAUGGUGUUUCAAAGAAGAAGAAGAAACCAAAGAAAAAGUUUAGAUAUUUGACUAAAGCUGAAAGAAGAAGUAACCAAAGAAAGGCAAAUAAUAACAAGAGAAGGAAAUAG
Molecule: messenger RNA, 762 nt
Organism: Henningerozyma blattae CBS 6284
Lineage: Eukaryota; Fungi; Ascomycota; Saccharomycetes; Saccharomycetales; Saccharomycetaceae
Gene: RRP17
Product: rRNA-processing protein RRP17
Exons: 1
Coding region: 1-762 (253 amino acids)
Cellular component (GO): nucleolus
Molecular function (GO): RNA binding
Source: RefSeq, a predicted model, not a curated record